Molecule: messenger RNA, 1230 nt
Organism: Oppiella nova
Lineage: Eukaryota; Metazoa; Arthropoda; Arachnida; Sarcoptiformes; Oppiidae
Source: the annotation of a GenBank genome assembly
AUGUCUAUUACAAACUUACGUUUUGGAGUCGUCAAGGAAUACCUAAUGAUUUGUGGUCAAGGAGUGGACAGCCCUUUCAUUUGUCUGAUUUACAAAGUCAUAGGAAAAAUUAAUAAAAUAUUUUAUGAAGGACUGAGACCCUGUCUCUCCAUAACUGACCCACAAUUCAUUCGUUCGGACUCGACGACACCUAAAGACCCGUUACACACAUCACUCUUCUUCUCGAAAUAUCCCGAAUGGAAGCGAAUCCGAGCCAUACUUUCGCCGUCUUUCACAACCGGAAAACUAAAGAGUUUUCAACCGAUGUUCAGAAACUCAUUGAAUAAUUUGAUCGACAAAUUGAAAGACGAGUUCAAACACAACGAGAUCACAGACUUGCGGCCCAUUUAUGACUCGUUCGCAUUUGAUGUCAUCUCAAAGUCGGCGUUUGGUCUCAACACCAAUAUUAUGGACAAUCCGGACAAUCCUAUCUUCAUGGCGGCCAAGAGUUUCUUCCAAACGGGUCUCACUCAACAAACAAUCGCCGAUUAUAUCAAACAAGUGAUUAAAGCCAGGAUUGACAGCAAUUUUGAGGCCAAAGAUUUGCUACAAUUGUCUAUAAAUGCGAGCGUUUUCUCGCCAAAAGUCACGUCUAAUUCGUUUGAAAAGCUGACCGAAGAGGAAGUGUUGGCCCAAAGUAUCAAUUUGAUGGCCGCCGGCUAUGACACGACUUCAACUCAAUUGUGUUUUAUUACUCGCUUUUUGGCACUGAAUCCAGAUUUUCAGACACAACUCGUCGAUGAAAUGAAUGAUAGUUUUGGUGGUAAAACUGAUGUCGAUUACGAGUCGCUCAUGAAAAUGUCAUAUUUGGACGCUUUCCUCAAAGAGAUUAUGAGAAUUAACUGCUCUGUCAAUAGAAUAGAUAGGAUUGCGACAAAUGAUUGUGUAAUUGACGGCAUAUUUCUACCGAAAGGCACAUCCAUUAUAAUCCCUAUUUGGGCCCUACAUCUGGAUGCAGACAAUUACGAUGAGCCGGACGUUUUCAAACCCCAGAGAUUUUUAGCCGAAAAUUCUUCUAACAUUAAAGACUAUACUUACUUACCGUUUGCUUCUGGACCUCGAAAUUGCAUCGGAAAGAGGUUCGCGGAAAUGGAGAUCAAAUACUUUUUGGAAUUGGAUUUCUAUAAACUCAUUCAGACGUCUACUAUGAAACAGCUUAUGGUUAAAGUGAAACCAAGAAACAGUCAAUAA